Cryptosporidium muris RN66 is the source of this 1461-nucleotide messenger RNA. RefSeq names its product glutamine synthetase, type I family protein. The record is from RefSeq and is a predicted model, not a curated record. Bases 1 to 1461 code for a protein of 486 amino acids. NCBI's taxonomy places the organism in Eukaryota, Apicomplexa, Conoidasida, Eucoccidiorida, Cryptosporidiidae. Gene Ontology annotation, molecular function: glutamine synthetase activity. Gene Ontology annotation, biological process: nitrogen utilization. Gene Ontology annotation, cellular component: cytoplasm; membrane. The transcript has a single exon.
AUGGAUCAUGAAGAUUAUAACACUUGUAAAGAUUAUAAUGAAUUAUUCCAAUUCAUAAAACUGCAAAAUAUAGAAUAUUUAGAUUGUACAUUUUGUGAUAUAUUUGGAUCUUUGCACCAUAUUACAGUUAGUACCAAAACUAUUAAAGAUGCAAAUGAUCUUUCUAAUGGAAUUUCAUUUGAUUCAAGCUCAGUUAGAGGAAUGAAAUAUAACAAAUAUUCAGAUAUGAUUAUUAUUCCAGAUCCAACUACAGGAUGGAUAGAUCCAUUUUUUUAUAGCAAAACAUUACACCUAAUAUGUAAUAUCCAUUUUUCAAAUAGAAAUAGUUUUCACUUUUGUGCACGUUCUAUUGCAUAUAAUGCACAAGAAGUAAUGAGAAAGUCAGGAAUAGCAGAUAUAUGUGCUAUAGGUGCUGAAAAUGAAUUUUUUAUAUUUGAAAAUGCACAAUAUAGUACAUCUACAAAUUAUAGCUUUUAUAGUCUUGAUGAAGAUGAAGCAUAUUGGAAUUCAGGUACAGCAGAUUUCCUUAAUAAUGAAAGAAAAAAAUCUAAUCUAGGAGGCAGAAGACAAUUAAAACAAGGAUAUUGUGCUCCUUAUCCUGCAGAUAGAAAUUUGGAUAUUAGAUGUGAAAUAUUACAUGAACUUGAAUGUAUUGGUAUACCUAUUGAAAAACAUCAUCAUGAAGUUGCUACAUGUCAACAUGAAUUAGGAGUAUAUUGUUCUCCUUUACUUAAAUCUGCAGAUAAUGUAAUGAGUAUAAGAUAUCUAGUUAAAGGGAUUGCCCAUAGACAUAAUAAAACAGUUACAUUUAUGCCUAAACCAUUAAUAAAUGAUAAUGGUAGUGGAAUGCAUAUUAAUAUAUCACUUUGGAAAAAUAAUUCAAAUCUUUUUUUUGAUAAAUCAUCUAAAUAUUACAAUUUAUCUGAAAUAGGUCAUUAUUUUAUUGGUGGAAUAUUAACUCAUACUCCAGCUAUAAUGGCAUUUACUAAUCCAACUACAAAUAGCUAUAAAAGGCUUAUUACUGGAUAUGAGACUCCUGAAAAUCUUUAUUAUGGAGCUGGUGAUAGAGAUGCUGCAAUAAGAAUACCUUUAAAUAGUUAUUGUAAUGUAAAAGCACAAAGAAUAGAAUUUAGAGUUCCAGAUUCUUCUGCUUGUCCAUAUUUAGCUUUUGCAGCUAUAUUAUGUGCUGGGUUAGAAGGAAUUAAAUUAAAUAUUGAUCCUCAUAAAUAUUUAAUUAAUGAUAAUCAGGAUAAUAUAAAUAUGGAUAAUUCCUUAUUAAAAAUUCCAAAAACAUUAAGUGAAUCUCUUAAUUAUCUUGAAAAAGACAAUGAUUUUCUGAUUAAAGAUGGAGUUUUUAAAAAAGAGUUUAUUUUAAAUUAUAUUAAAUUGAAAAGAGAAGAAGUAAUAUUAAUAGAAUCAGUUCCUAAUCCUAAAGAAUUUGAAUUAUAUUAUGAUUGUUAA